Pristis pectinata (smalltooth sawfish) is the source of this 9591-nucleotide messenger RNA. It is a transcript of the gene zfyve26, whose product is annotated as zinc finger, FYVE domain containing 26. NCBI's taxonomy places the organism in Eukaryota, Metazoa, Chordata, Chondrichthyes, Rhinopristiformes, Pristidae. The transcript is spliced from 43 exons. The coding region runs from base 292 to 8076 and encodes 2594 amino acids. Gene Ontology annotation, cellular component: centrosome; lysosomal membrane; midbody. The record is from RefSeq and is a predicted model, not a curated record. Gene Ontology annotation, molecular function: phosphatidylinositol-3-phosphate binding; metal ion binding. Gene Ontology annotation, biological process: double-strand break repair via homologous recombination; mitotic cytokinesis; regulation of cytokinesis.
CUAGGCCAUGGCCGGGGAGGAGAUGGUGGGUCGUCUGCGGGCGGGUGUUCAGCUGGCGUCGAUGGCUUUUUAAACACAGGAUCGGACGGGCGAAGGAAGGCCGGAGCAGCCUCUCUGUCUUACCGAGCCACGGAAAUUAUCUUUUGCAGGGCAAUUUGGAAGGAAUGGAGAACAAGACAAACUCAAUAGCUUUCUAAACAAUGACACAGUACUCGGACAUUAGUACUCGGACACUGAAAGGAUGAUGCAUCUCUAGCACUUUACAAGCCUCUAGUACAGAAUACUACUUCUAUGGAAGAAUCUUCAUUGAACUUGCCCACUGGGAUGAGGACUGCGGAAAUGUAUCCGUUUGGGAGAGAGGAAGAGGAUUCAUUCGAGAGAUUGUUUAUGUUCUUCAGGGAGCACUUGCGGCAGGGACACUGGGCCUUAGCACAAGCUUGUAUGCCCCAGUUAAGGCAGUGGAAAGGAGGUGGUGCCGAAGAAGUGAAGGAAAUCAUUCAGGCAAUUGUUGCCUGUCCGUACAAGUUGUUAUGGGAAUCGGUUUCUAGUCCUCAUCGACUUGCCUGGUUGUGGCUGCUGGAGCUAGAAUUGUGGUGGUCACAUGAUCAGAUAUCACUACCACCACAUGUUAGGAGUGAGAUUGAAUUUUUUUUGCUCCUGGAACUGCUACAACCACAGGUCUCACAAGAUGUAAUAAAGGAGCUACAUGAUAUCUUUUUAAACUGUCAUAACCCCGAUCUGGUGACUGAUCUGAAGAAGAUGGACUACAGCACACACAAACUAAGUUCUGAAGCAUUUUCCUCUUUAUUUAACCUUUUAUCCAGGAGCCCUCAACUUGUGCAGGCUGUGGUUAGUUUCCUGCUGGUAGAAAACAGCAACAGUUCUGCUGUGGAAUACAAUCACACAUUACAGAAACUAUUUGUUGACUUUCUGCAUUACGCCCUCUGUUCCUUGAAGAAAGCACGACAGGGAGAAGCCAAGAAUGGAUCUGACAUGGACAUGCAUGAGCGGACCACAAACCAAAUUUAUUCUAUAAUUUCUGUGCUUACUUUUGAUGUGGAAAGGCGGACCUUUGAAAUUCGACAGUUGUGUGAGGAACUCUACAAUGCUUGUUGCGCAACAGAAUAUGGACUGAAUGAGGAUCGCCUACUUGGCUGCAUGCUGGGAAAACAGAACCAGAGUCUGAUAAGCUUAUAUAGUGCUGUAUCCAUAGAGAAAAGUAAAGAGAAGUUAGUUGCACACAUCUCACCUGAAAGAGUUUCUUUUGAACUAUCAGAAGCUGAAAGGGUUACGCUAGCACUGUUUACAGACUCAGAGGAACAUUCUGUCUGGAAGGAACUGUACUUCUACAGCACAAGUAAUAGUAAACACUUUCUGGAACAAAUUCUGGUUACUGCCCUGCAGUGCAUAAAGCGGGAGGAUUACAGCACUUUAAGUAGGGUGCUGAAGAAGACCUUUAAGCCUUUUACACGACUCUUGGUGUUGCUGGGAUGGACUUACUGCCAAAGUUUGGAAUCAGCUCAGACUCUUCUGUAUACUCUUCAUGAGAACAAGGAUUUAUGUUGCGAUGCUGUACUGCACAACUUCUGUACCGGACUCUCUUCUCAUAUUGAGGUACUUGAGUGGUGUUUAAAACAAAACAGAAACAGCAUUCCUGAGAAGAAUUUUAUUCGGCACUUGUACAGUUUGGAUUGCCAUUCUGCUUUGUAUAGUCUCCAUCACUUUACAAACCUACCUGCACUGAAAGCGGAAGAUAUCAUUGAUCUACUCCAGAAACAGUCUGCUAAUGAUAAAGGUGCAAGAUGUCUGAGCAUGACGCAGAGGCGAAAUGUGACAUUGUAUCAAGCAUUGUGUGCUAUUAAAUAUGCCAUAUAUGCACUCUGCAUAAAUGCACACCAGCCAUCUUCGUGUAAAGAUUGUCCGUAUUUGGCACUGGAUGCAGCUGUUAAAGAUGUUGCAGCUGAAAAUGAUCAAUCACGUAGUCAAGAUUGUUCUGCAGUUUUCAAGUUUUAUUUAUCCAGAUGCCAGGAGUUUCUGCAUGUGAUUCCUGCUCCUUUCCGAUUGGAGGUGUUGGAAAAUAUCUUUUCUUUAUUGUUCUUAUCUUAUAAUGACCUCAAUGGUGAUAAAGCGGGAUUAGAAGGCCAAUUUUGCCUUGAAGAAGAAGGAGACACAGAACAAAUACAAGCAUUAAAGGGAUUUGGCUGCACUGACGGACACUUGGAAUCCACUGUAGGGUCUGUGGAUUAUAAUGUCCCACAUCGUGAACAUACAAAUACUGGUUUGGAAGAGAAUGCCACACUGAAGAGCUCUGGAGUGCUCCAUGAUGACUGCAUGCACAAGUUGAAGAAAAUAGACUUCAUGUCUAAGUUUGCAGAAAAUGAUUCCACAACCAAGGAGCUGGAUUAUUUAGAUCUGAAACACUUUAUGAUGAGCGCAAGCCGUGGUAAUGACUUUUUGGUAAAUCCAGUGACAAUGAACAUAUUUCUGGAGUUGAUAAAAGGUCAUCUGGAGGCAAUGAAAUGCCAUGUUCCUUGGACGUCUGGCAAUGUGUCUGAAGAGGAUGUCCUGCUAGUGGAGUGCCUGAAUUGUUCAAUUGGUGCAGAUUCCUUUGGAAGCCGGUUAGCACAACUUUCCAGGUAUAUCUGUGAAGCCCAGUGGAGAUACAAAGUAGUAACAAGCAAUAAUACAGCUGAAGGAGUCUUGCUGUCCUUUACAAGAAAACCUCCAUCUCUGUCAAAGCACUCUACGCUGAAAAGGAGAAACAAAGCUCAAAGGAAUAGGAAUGAACAGAGUUCCAGUUCUCAGUUGACAGUAGAAAGUGUGAGUGGUGAUUUAAGUACCAGCACCUCAGAUGGAGGUGUUGUAAAUUUGACAGCAACAAAUGAACAGGGACUUAAGGCUCAAGUUCCCAGACGUAAUCUUCUACUUCCUAUGAUGCUGGCUCCACCAGAGUCCCUUCUCAUUUCUUGUAUCCUGAGAGGAAACUUUGCCCAAGCACAUCAGGUUGCUUUGAUGUUUGAAAUGCAGUCUUCUUACUGCUAUAGUGAACUGAUCUUUAUGGAACGAUACCAGGAGGUAAUCAAUGAACUUGUGAAAGUAGAACAGAAAAUGGAGAACCAAGGCAUGGACAAUGCUAAUCGCAAACUAAGUGUUGGGCGGUUCACACUUCAAGCAAUUGGUGAUGCUGCAGCAGCAGGUAUGGUGUUUUAUUCCAUUUCUGAUGUUAUUGAGAAGCUGAUUAAUUCACCUGAGGUCGCCAACUCGGCAUUGUCGGAGAGCUUCUGGAAGAGUAACGUUCAAAUUGAGCCAACCAAUCCCCUCCAUGAUAUCCUGGAGUACCUCAGUGCUCCUGCAAUGGCUGUCUUUGAUCUUGCUUGUACCCAGUGCCAAUUGUGGAAAACCUGUAAACAAUUGCUGGAGACUGCAGAAAGGAGACUAAUGGCAGUCUUUGAGGCAAAAGGUAGAAAACCUGAUUCUGCUGCCCAUCAGCCUGAUGGAAUCCAAGGUUUUCCUUCUGUCCUUCAACAAAUGAGCAAAAUCCUGAACUUUUCACACAGUUCACAUGGAUCAACAAAAAUCAAGCCUUCUGAGGACAGAGUUACCAGGCAUCUCAGCUGCAGCUUGACAGAUCUUCUACUAGCUUGUUACCCUGAACUUUCUGAGGAAUGUGUCACUACACAACUCAACCUAUCAGAGUCCUUGGAGCAGAUCACACAGAAACUUCAGACAGCAAUAAAGUCCACUGAGGCAAAAACAAACAUUCUCAGUUGGCUAGAACAAACAAGUUCUCGAUCUCAAGAUUCAGAAGGACAUACAAUUCGUUCCCAGAUGAAGCAGUUACUGAAGAAUCUGGAUCGACAGAUAGAAGCUGUGAUGGAUAAUCAAAUUAGACCAGACUAUGUGAGAAGCCUGUUUGACUACAUCAACACCCUUGCAGCAGUGCUUGUUCGAAGUAUGAACCGAGAUACUGAUCAAUUUGCAGAUAUAAAAGUAGGAAAUCCUUUCAUAGUUCUGCAGCAGACUCCAUCGCAACUCUUUGCACAACUGCUUUUUGAGAAGCCAACUUCACCUGACCGGCUGUUCAUGUUACUGCACAAGGAAGAACUGAAUCUGAAUGUACAAGAGAUCAUUGUUAGUUGCUGCUGUGAACGUCUUCCACUGUGGAACACCAGGAAACUCAGCCACUGUCCAUUUUUUCUCAAUGAAGUAACUAAACUGAUAGAAGAAAACACAAAAGGUUGUCUUCCUGAUUUGGGAUUCACCCUCCCAAGUUCAUUACACCUGGCAGAAGAAAUAGUUGAAAGUGAAUUAUCAGAAUCUUCCUUGGGACCAUAUUCUCUCAUUCCUUCUGCUUUGAAUUUCCUCAAGUCUCGUUCAAAGUUACUAGCAGUCCUUGUUUGUUUAACUGCUACCCGGGGUCACAGGGCACUUAAACACAAUCUGUCAUGGAAGGAACGUUUGAGUAGUCGCACGGAGGCACCCCUUGACAUGGAACAGAUCUGCAAGGAGUGCGAGGAGUUAAUGAAAGAAUUUCCAAUCCUUGAGCAUUUUCUUUCUGUAAUGGCUGAGCCUUUUCCAAGAACCCAAGAAGAAACUGCCAGUCUUGUGGACUCUCUGUAUGGUAAUCCAUGUACUACGCUUUUGCUGUCAGGCCUUCACUCUGAGAUGGCUGUGAACACAGUAAUAGAAGUGCUCAGGCAGUUCCUGUCUGAUCGACACUGGCUCAGGGCCUUGAAGAUUCUUGAACUGUAUGGUGAUGAGAAUGAAGAGUUUGAGAAACUGAAAGAUGUUCUGCUCGGUUGUGCUGUCAUGGAAGAGAAAGAAGGUUGGGAAUAUCUGAUCCGUAUAAGAAACGCGACCCUACGAGCUAAGCUGGUUCUCCACUGCAUAGAGAAGUGGCCUCUUGAUGCGUGUCUUGAGGUUCUGUUCUAUUGUCUGAGUGAUCCCAAUACAAACAAAAGGGAAUUGAAGUCUGAUCUGCUUGCAAAGAAAAAGGAGCUCCAGGUUUAUCAGAAGAUCCUUAAUCUUGAGCCUCCUAUUCCUUGGCAUGGUUGGCAAGAACUACGGACUGAAUCCAAUGAGAACCCACAGACUGUGAUGGAUAUCAUUUUGAAGUCCAGGGAGUUUGAGCUUUGUGAAUCUUGGGUUCGGCUGCACCCUGUUCCAAUGAACUUCACAGUGAAGCUCCAGCAUGAAUAUCUCCUUCACCUUCUCGAGCUUGGAGAAGGGGAGAAAGCAUUCCAGCUUCUGCGGGGAAUCUGUGAUCCUGACAUGUGCCAAGUUAUAUGUGAACAAGCUCUGGAUCAGCAUCCAGGACUAGCUGCUUGCCACUUUCUUUCCAAUUAUCUUACCACUCACUUUCAUAAGAGUCUCUCUGCUGCACGGUGUCAUGAAAUCCAAGCCAUGCGCAUUGGAUCAAAGCUUUUACUAACAUUACCGGAGUCUGCACAUGAUGCCUAUUCACAUCUGUCCUCAAACCCAUUGUUGAUGCUGGAGCAACUACUCAUGAAUAUGAAGGUGGAUUGGGCUUCAGUAGCUGUGCAGACCCUUCAUCAACUACUUAUGGGGCAAGAAGCGGGUUUUGCCAUUGAAGACAUUGAUUGUCUUCUUUCCAAAUAUGCAGCCAAAGCUCUUGAGGUUCCAUAUGCAGUACGAGAGAAAACACGAUCAGAUUCUGUAAUUAAUCUGCAAGAUUUGCUCACUCAGAGUGCAGGACCACAGAGCAUCGCCAUAUUGCCAAAUAUUGAGCAAACAACUAGUUUGCCUUCUGUUAAUCCCCCUCUUCACGGACCAUCGACCGCUCAAGGAUCUAUUCGAAGGUCUAAAUCAAUCACUGAAUUUGUUCCUCCGGAUAGCCCACCUGCUAAGAAAGACUGGGUACCUGACAGCAAGGCAAUGUUUUGCUUGGUCUGUUGUAAAGAAAGGUUUACCAUGUUCAAUCGUCGACAUCAUUGCAGGCGCUGUGGUCGUGUUGUUUGCCAGUCUUGUUCAACCAACAAAAUGGUGGUUAAGGACUGCAGGGAGAACCCAGUACGAGUUUGCGACCAGUGUUACAAUUAUUAUCAUACAAAAGAAAAAGAGCAACUAGAUGAAGGAGAAGAUGCCACAAGUUGUGCUGAAGCUGGCACGGAAUUUGCUGCAGCUUUACAGAUGCCAAGGGUGGCAGAAACACAUUGGAAUCUGACUCUGAAUGAGGAUGAGAAUGAAACUGAGCGCAGUGAAUUUUCCUAUGAGCAGGCACCCAGCGCUUCUUUGUGUAUUGCCAUACUGAAUUUACACAGUAAUAGUAUGGUGUGUGGCCAUCAACUGAUAGACCAUUGCAGCAAACUAUCACAAGCAUUAACAAACCCAGAAGUGGAUGCUUGCCUCUUAAUGGACAUCAUGAAGCAACUCCUUUUCAGUGCUAAAAUGAUGUUUGUGAAAGCAGGAAGGAGCCAGGACCUGGCACUUUGUGACAGUUAUAUCAGCAAGGUGGAUGUAGUGAAGAUUUUAGUUGCUGCUAACUACCAGGAUGUGCCUUCCCUUGAACAAAUCCUUAAACCAGCAGCCAUCACAAGAUUGAGAAAUAAGCUUUUAGAAACUGAAUACUAUGCACUGGCUGUUGAGGUUUCAACCAAGAGUGGCCUGGAUCCAGGUGGAGUCUGGCAGGCUUGGGGAUUAGCCUGCCUCAAAGUGGGGAACCUAUCUGGAGCUCGAGAGAAAUUCAGUCGCUGCUUAAAACCACCUUUUGACCGAAAUCAGCUAAAUCCUGGCUCCUCACUCCUGCAAGAAAUAGUCCAGCACCUGGAGACUUCAGUAAAACCUGUUUUUUCUACGCAGGGUGAUGAUAUCCUUGUUUCACUGAGAGAGCUGGAGGCUAUGCUGAAGGUUGAUGGUGUGGCUUCUGAAAUUAAAGGGGACGGAAAGAUCAAGCAACAAGUCUUUUAUGAGGAAUGCCUGUUCUACUUGCAAAGUUAUGGCACCAACCUGGCCCUUAUUAGUUUUUAUAUGAGACACAAUUGCACAAGAGAAGCACUGCAGCAUCUGCUGAAUAAAGAUUGCCCUGAAGAAGUAUUCAUCCAAGGGAUUUUUAUCCCAAGUUAUGCAACUGGAAGACUGCAUGCUUUGGAAAAUUUGAUGGAAGAACUGGAUCCAAGCCUGGAGAGAUGGAGUCACCACCUCAUUGCGUCCUGCAAGCAUCUGCAGAUGCGGGGUUUCUUCAACAUUCUGUAUGAUCUGCAGUGUUUCAUGAAGGACCAUAUGCGAGCAGCUAUGACUUGCAUCAGGUUUUUCAGCCACAAAGCAGAGUCAUAUAGUGCCUUGGGAGCUGAACAAAGCUGGCUGGUUGAAGCCAAAGGUCACCUAAAAACAUAUUUGCAGGAAGUAUCCAAUCGCAGCUCAUCCAGAAAAAAAAAUACCAGCUCUUUUCGCAAGAAAAUGUCUGCAGCGGAUGUCUCAAGGUACAUUAACACAAUUGAACUACAGAUUGAAGUAACAAAGUUCUUGCAUCGAUGUGAGAUCUCAGGGAAUUCAAGGAUCAGUGGACCCCCUGCCAAUCUCUUUGGGAAUAACAAAAUGAAGAUGGAGGUUGCAUGCAAGGUUCUGCUUGGAGGCAAAAAUAUUGAAGAAGGUUUUGGAAUUUCUUUCAGAGUUAUUCAGGACUUUCAGUUGGAUGCAGCUGCUGUAUAUGAUAAAGCUGCCAAACAUCUUUUGCAACAGCACAAGGUCUCUCAAAUCAGACAGCUGCUGAAAUGUGUUAGUGAAUCAGGAGUAGCUAGUGGUGAUGACACCGAUAAUCUCCUCAUCCGAUUUAUUGAAGGUGGUGAUGAGCAGCUUUCACAGUCAAAAGAGCUAGAGAAACUGAUUCUUGAAAUGAAGAAAGAUGAUAAUAAGAUUAAAGCCUUCUUGUUAAGUAAUAAAUACCGCUCAGCCUAUCUGGUUGCUGUGAAGCUUGACACGGUGCAGGCUGUGCACAGUGUACAGGAAGUGCUGGAGGCUGCUGAAAGAGCACAGGAGGAACUCAUACCGAAGAUCUGUAGGGACUGGCUGAAAUCACACCAGCCUAAGAUGCUAACACAAAAAACCCACGGCAACUAGUAUAUGAGUGAGGCUGCACAGGAUCUUAAUUGCUACCUCAAGAAAAUUUGCCAUGAAAUAAUAUUAGAUUCAUUGAAAAAGGAAGGGAAUGAUGCCCUGAAGUGACUUGGACAAUCAUGGAAAUAACAGUGUCACUUUGUUACAUUUCAUAAUGCAAUAUUUGUGCUUUUUUUUUGCUUGAACAUCAAAAGGUUACCGUUGCACUCGGGACUGUUACGCAGUUUCUUCUCCACACCUAUUCCAGGUCAGAUUUUGACAUGUUUCAAGUCACUACAAAUUAGCUCCCUUCAAAAUAGCAGUUGGCUGCGACCAGGUGAUUGAUAUAUAAACCUGUAAUAACUGGUUCAGUGUUGGCAACACUUCAAAUAAGUGCAUUGUAAUAUUGAGUUGUGAGGUAUUAUUUAAUUCAAGUGUGAACUAUUCGGAUUACCACUUGGAUUCAUUUUGAACACAUUUUCAUGUUAUUUUCCUUCUGAGGGUUACAGUGAUAAAACCUCUCCUGGAUGUCUUCCUUCACCCUGUGGUACUGAUUUGAUCCAAUCAUGUCUGCAGAAAACCUAAACUUGCAUAGCCAAAAUUGGUAUGAGUAAUUUCCAAAGCAGUCUCCCUUGUAAUUUGCUUUUGAGAAAAGAUUGUGCCAUCAAAACAAAUCUGCUGUGUUCCCCUCUGACUAUGAACCCUACUCACCAGCCCGCCCCAUUCCUUCAAAACUGCCAAGCAAGGAUUUACAUAUUUCAGAAUAAGUUAUCCAUGUAUUUAACUAAUGUGUCCAAAAUGAUUAAUAUUCCUGCUGCCACCUUCAAGACUGCUCCAGCAAUGAGCAAGUUAAAGUAAUAUUCUUCUCCCUCUUUCCAUCAAUUUCUUUUCAUCCCCAUUUUAAGACUGGCUCUUUACAGUUCCAUGGGUGCCUGUAGCCCUCUGCAAUGUGACGUGAGUGUCAGAAGAGUAUUCUACUGUAGGCUUCUCACAGCCUGCACCUAACUUUUAUCCUUGUCUAAUAUAGGUACAUUGAAGAUCAGCCUUUGCAUGGUAUGCAGGCAAAUGUGUCAUACUCACUGCAACCCCAUGGUACUGAGAUUAAAUGUUGCUAGCCUCCUAAUUCAGCACAAAAUAUAGAGAAGAUUCUCUCAUUAGAUCAUUCUGGAGAAUAAGUUGUUCUCAACUUUAAACUGGAGUUAUUUUUGGAAGUAAUUUGGGAAUUAAGAAAAUUGUAUAGUAGUAUAGCUAUUAACUUCAUUGAUAUGUACUUCUGAAAUUGAAUAGAAAUAAUAAUUCCUUUGUAUUUUAAGUAAGCAGCUAAAAUACUAUGUACAUAGAGGGGCAAAAGAAUUUUAAUUACAAAUGUGUACAUAUUUCUCCAUUUCAAUAAGAGUAUAUUUUUAAGUACUAAGCUCAGUUUUCCUAUUGUAUUUUUAUUUUAGUACUUGUACCUCCUAAUCAGAUGUAACUGGGUAAAGAAUGAAACUGCAGCCAUUUGCAUGACAUGUUCAUGAAAUAAACUCAUUGUGAAAAGUA